ACCCUGUACCCAGGACAGGACACUGCCCCCCCAUUUUCUCAGGACCUCCUGCCACCCAAGGACCAUUUAUUUCCAGCCCCUCCUGUCAGGAGGACUCUCACAGGAACCCUUAAGAACACUAGUACUGCUCGUCAUGAGCGAAUUCUGGUUGUGCUUCAACUGCUGUAUUGCAGAGCAGCCCCAGCCGAAACGACGGAGGCGCAUUGACAGGAGUAUGAUAGGCGAGCCAACCAACUUCGUCCACACAGCUCACGUGGGAUCGGGAGACCUCUUCAGUGGCAUUAACUCUGUGAACUCCAUUCAGAACCAAAUGCAGUCAAAGGGCGGCUACGAAGGGGAUGCAAUGCCUGUGAAUGUUCAGCUACAAUUGGUGGACACCAAAGCAGGAUAAUAAAGAAGAGCUGCAUGCUUCUCCACACUGGUGUUCUCAUUGCCCCCCUCCCCCCAUGCCUGCCUUCAGUGACAGCUGGGAUAAAGGUGACAAUGUUCAUUGGCCAAACCCCCCCCCUUCCCCUCGCUGUUGGGACAGCAGCGUCAACACUUGAACCAGUUUUCACACAGAACGGUCUGAUGUUGUCGUCCCCAUUCCUCCCCUUCCCUUUCUCCUAACCCAUCCCACAGUUGAGACAGAUGACGGACAGCAGUGCUUCAGUUUUAGUGUACCUCACUUUCCAACUGCAACCUGACCGCUAGCAUGCUCCUCAUCAUUGCAAAAGUGCAACAUGUUGGAAUGCCUACUCUUACCUGUGAAAUAUGGUGUCUCUUUCUUUGCAUUGUCGAUGCUUUGAUUUUGAAGGUCUGGAACCUACAAGUACAAUUGUUGAUUUUUAUUAAAUUGUAUUUCUUUGUAAUGUCUAACUAGGCUGUCAAAACAGUGGCUGCCCACAUGUGAAAAUUGGCUUGCUACUGCCAUUUGGUGCCAAAAUGUCUGUAGCUAACAUGGAAUGAUGGUAAAUUGUUCUGACAAAACGACUGGUACUGGCAGAAAUGUUGUUUACAGUCUGUGCUCAUUCCUUUUUCUUUUUUCCACAAUAACUGUUGUCUUUGGACAAAGUAACAAAUUGUGAAAUGUAUAUUUGACUUGACUGUUUUAAAUGUAAACUAUUGGAAUAAACUUGGGCUGUAAGUAUUCGCAAUGCAGUAAAAUCUUAAGAAACAGAUUGUGUUUGUAAUAUAGAGCAAGCUAUUGUUAUGACAAUUAGUUUAUCAAUUGUACAACCGGACCAUCAGUCUUUGACGCAAACCCAAACUCUUACAUUCACUUGAAAUUAUCUCUGACUAUAAACUUGGCACAUCUCAGAAUGAAACAAAAAACCUUUGGACGCUUUCUGUCAUCUUUUGUCUAUGGAAUCACUUGAGACCAUAGUAGAGGCCAGGACAGCCACAAUUUGUGAGAAAACAAAUGCCAGUAUGAUUCUCAUCAGCACAUAGUAUG
Messenger RNA from Hypomesus transpacificus, 1435 nucleotides. It is a transcript of the gene cdc42se2, whose product is annotated as CDC42 small effector 2. Lineage: Eukaryota; Metazoa; Chordata; Actinopteri; Osmeriformes; Osmeridae. Gene Ontology annotation, cellular component: plasma membrane. Gene Ontology annotation, biological process: regulation of Rho protein signal transduction. The coding region runs from base 134 to 391 and encodes 85 amino acids. Gene Ontology annotation, molecular function: small GTPase binding. The transcript has 4 exons. The record is from RefSeq and is a predicted model, not a curated record.